AUGCCUAGAUCAAAACGUUCCAAGCUUGUGACUUUAGCACAAAUCGACAAGAAGACCAGGGAAAACAAGACUCGUAUCUUUGACGAAGUUAGAUCUGCCCUCGAUGAGUUCAAAUACGUUUGGGUUUUAAAAUUAGAUGAUGUUCGUACUCCAGUUUUACAAGACAUUAGAUCCGAUUGGACUGGAUCAAAAUUGAUUUUGGGUAAGAGAAGAGUUUUAGAAAAAGCAUUAGGUGAUAGUCCAGAAGAUGAAUAUAAAGAUAAUUUACAUAAAUUAUCAAAACUUACUACUGGAGUUUGUGGGUUAUUAUUAACUAAUGAAACUGUUGAAACUGUUCAAGCUUAUUUUUCAGCUUAUACCAAACAAGAUUACUCCAGAGCCAAGUCCAAGGCUCCAAUUGAUUUCACUAUCCCAGAGGGAAUUGUUUAUUCAAGAGGUGGUCAAAUUCCAUACGAAGAAGAUGUACCAAUGUCCCACUCUUUAGAAGAAACUUUGAGAAAUAAAUUGAAAAUUCCAACUAGGAUUAAAGCAGGUAAGAUCACUAUUAGUGAACCAUACGUUGUUUGUACCAAAGGUGACACUUUAGAUGUUAGACAAGCUUUAAUAUUAAAACAAUUUGGUAUUGCCGCUUCUGAAUUUAAAGUUCCAACCCUUGCUUACUAUGAUAACGAAACUACUGAAGUCACCAAGCUUGAUUAA
Hyphopichia burtonii NRRL Y-1933 is the source of this 699-nucleotide messenger RNA. RefSeq names its product Mrt4p (gene MRT4). Gene Ontology annotation, biological process: ribosomal large subunit assembly; nuclear-transcribed mRNA catabolic process; rRNA processing. The record is from RefSeq and is a predicted model, not a curated record. Gene Ontology annotation, cellular component: preribosome, large subunit precursor; nucleolus. The transcript has a single exon. NCBI's taxonomy places the organism in Eukaryota, Fungi, Ascomycota, Pichiomycetes, Serinales, Debaryomycetaceae. Bases 1 to 699 code for a protein of 232 amino acids. Gene Ontology annotation, molecular function: RNA binding.